GUUCUCUUCAGAGUAUUAAUAAGAAAACGAGCUACGCAGACGACAAAAACAGGCAAGUGGUAAGAUUUAAAGUAAAUCCCCCAGAAUAAUCCGUAUAUGAACUUUGUUAUUUAAAUUCUCUUUCACUUUUGUAUUUCACUUAGACAUUUUUUUUUUCUUUCUCUCUUUUACAAUCUUUCUUUUUUCUUAAGAAGAUGUUACACGAGACGAUUCGCAACGACGAUUUUUAGCUCAACACAGCGUUGCAAUGCCGGGACAAUGUUGUAACCAUUCGAAGCAUAGUCGCAACAAUGUUGCAAUUAACGCUAUGUUGGGCUGAAAACUACUGAAAUAUUUUUUGGCCAAUAUCAAUAUUAACAAGCACUGGACAUAACUGUGAGUCUUACCAGUGGGUAGCCAUAAAUAAUUAAACGGCAAAGUUAUUAGCAUCAAAAGUGGGCUUUGCAUGAGUGAGGAGCCUACUGGGAAAACAAGUUGUCCCAUCAAAUUUGCAGACUCCAGCUAAAAGACGCAAACGGUACAAUUUGAUUCCUUAAAAACUAAUUUGUUUUUUACUUCUAUAAUUUUGAAAGCGUUAGACAUGACUGAAAAAAAGGGUUUUAAAACUAUGUAUCGAAAACGGCUACUUUGAGGCAAUAUCAAACGUGAACGUACGGUCAGUAAAGGGGAUUUGAAAUACUGGGACCAUCGAAUUUGAGUAGGAACCUUAAUCAACAAUCUGUAAAUGAAGUACUCGCUCAUACUCGCCUUUUUAUUGAAUCGUAAUGAGCAUCGACUCUACUCUCUAUAGCUAAGGAGCUCCCGCAGCAAGAACUAUCACCAGCUGAGUCUUCGAGUCUGCAUUACUUGGUUCACCGCAUGUAUAUUUACCCUUUAAUAAUAUUUUCCCCUUGAUAAUUAAUAUGUUUCAAGGCUUAAUCGAAGUCUAACUUAUUAAAAUUUUUCUUUUGAAGGCGGUUAAGUCAUGAAGGCGCUGAAACAAAUCUUCUGCAUGUCCGUUAUAUCUGUUUUGGGCCAAGUGCACUGCGUAGUGGUAACUGCACAAUGCUCAAGCAGUGGAUACGAGAUAUCCAUACUGGGUUGGAUGUUACAAGGCCACAUUUACAAAACGAUGGAGGCAAACUCCCCGCUAGACUGCUUAUUUGCGUGUAGAGAAGACGAUCGAUGCCAAAGUUUCAAUUGGGUGAUCUCUCUUCACUUGUGCGAGUUUAAUAACAGAACAAAGGAAGCCAGAUCUGAGGAUUUCGUGUCAGAUCCAAACAGAUUUUACUUUAGACGAUACAAAAACAGAGGUAAAAAGGUUUUUAAGACAAUACUACCUAAGAAACAGUGACUGAGACCUUAUUGAAACAUUUGAAAACAAUCAAAGACCUGUUCAGGUGUUGUGGCUGUUGUAAAUUCACUUCAAGUAAUACAUUUCAGCAUUUAGGCCACGAGGACUUAAAGAUCGAUAAAGAGUUCAGCGUGAUUGGGACAAACUGGGCCUUUAUCUUUCGCAAAGAAGUCUGGGACUGCUCUGGGAACGGGGAUCCCAGAAGUCUUUGUGAAAGGUAAUUUGGCCCAGUUUCCACCAGUUUCUAAAGAGGCGAAUGCAAAACAGAAUCCAAUAGAGCGGAGAAGUCAUUACGUCACGUUGCCAUGGUAGCAACAUUUCUGGAUGUCAACAAACCAAAAUGUCAUUUAAAAAGUGGAUUUGCACUGUUUCAAACUUCUUCGAUCUUAAUUUCAUUUAAUUUGUCAAAUGUUGGCGAAAUUUUCUGGGUUGAAUCCGAAAGGACCGUAUCAAAGGUUAGAAAAAGAAAAAAAAACUUUGUGUGUUGUGCUCACCUACUUCAUAAAGUGGGCGCGUGAAAUUAGGAAGUUUCAUGUCGCAUUCGUUCAACAGCGGUUAAGAAAUGUACAAAAAAGCGUGAUGCACGUGCAAAGUUGUUUUUUUUUUUUGCCACUGAUAUAAACCUAAUUUUUUUGCUAUUCGCCGUCGCCGUUGCAAAAACUCCUUGUUGUUGUUAUCCAGAAAUUUUGCUACCAUGGUAACAUGACGUCACACUUCUCUUUAUAUCUGUUUUGUCUCUCCAGUCCCUCUCGGUUCAAUUCCUGAACUGCCGGCUGAAACCUGCAAGGAAAUAAAAGCAAGCGAGGAACAAGCGGUCAGCGGCAAGUACUGGUUAUACACCAUAAAAGAGAAUAUUCCUGUUCUAGCUCACUGUGACAUGGAAACUUUCGGUAAGUUCUAAAUUGCACUGGAAUUACAUCUAGAAACACACUGAGGGCUACUUAUUCUUAAACGUGCUGGUGGACAUUUAAUAGGUCGACUAACCUUUGCUUCUUGUCGAUGGGAAAUGCUUAGGCGUCAUCAUGGCUCACUAUUGUGGCUGCGUUUUGAACGUUUUCGGCCUUCCAUAUUAGGAAGUUUAAGCGGCGACGUUUUUGAGCGACGCACGUCAAACGGAAGUGGACUUUUUCCGCUCUUGAGCCAAGACUUUUUUAAACAAAUUUUUGGGCAAAUCGUCUUUAUAAGAGUAAAGACACAUAGCAAUACAAAUUUGCUUGCAUCAAGGCAUGUUGAAAAUGAAAAAAGCCUUCUUCCGGUUGACAUGGCGUCGCUCUGAAAACGUCACUGGUUAAACUCCCUAUUAAGCCAUCAACAGCGUAAACUGCUGUUUCAUGCCAUUCUGGUUCUCUUCUUUUCGCAUCAACGGUUGUCACCUCUGUUGAAUUGCCAGAACACAGGCUAUAGACUGACCCCUGGAUUUGGUUAUACGUUUGUCCUCAGGUUUCUUUCGGGUGUUUUAUGUAUGUGUGUAGUUCUGAUCAAGUUUAUCCGGCAAAUACCUCGGCGUUUACAAAACUUUUGUUUUUUCCCGUCCACAUUAAAACUGUAAGAUGCUGUUCAAAAGUUUUUUUAUUUAUUAUUAUUUUAUAAUUACAAAGCGUUUUUAAAAAAAUCUCACCGUGCAAGGUUGCGUUUUCAAAAAUAAACCGAUUAGGUAGGUUGAAUGAGGUCUUACAUUGUUCUCGUCUUGCUAGCAGAGUAAUUGCUGGGCGCCCAGGAGUUUUUUUUUUUAAUAAAAAAUGCAAUACUCUUCACCUUGCCUAGCUGUGACGCCUCUAGAAGGGCAUAACCUUGGAAUAUGUCCAUAUUUGAGACCACGGCUAGCUACAACAAAAACAACAGUUUAUACAAUUUGAAAAUAAUUUACAAUUAUGUUACCUACAAUCAGGGGGCUAAAUUCUCGUUGGGUUACCAUACAAGUCUCCUAGUAAUAAUUACGUCAGCGGAAAUUAAACAGACGACGCUUCCAUCUUGAUCAACUCACCGCAGACCAACAUAUAUUGAGGGAUGUUCAGGGUUCUUUCUUGCAAAAACUUAAAUUAUACUUUUAAAAGAUAAAAACGUUAACUACAAUGUACAGUACGAUAAGGAAUGGAAGGGCCAUAAGCCGUAAACUGACUGCUUCAGCCGACAUGAUCAAUUUAUGUCUUACCAUUUAUUAGACACCGACGAGUGCUCCAUUCGAGACAUUUUAAGGCUAUGCAGUUUUUAUAUUUCUUGACCUUAACGAAAUUUGUCUUUCUAUUUAUGCCUAUUUAUAAGACAUUGACGAGUGCUCUGCUACCUCUCCUGUUUGUGACGUCAAUGCCAACUGUACAAACACUCGUGGUUCUUAUCUGUGCACUUGCAAGAUUGGAUUCUCCGGGGACGGAAAAACCUGCAAGGGUAAGUAAGAUUUAUACACCAUUCGAGACCUAUUGAAAGAGCACGUGAUUCUGGGUCACGUGGGUCGUGUUAAAUUGCAUUAUGUGACUGCUUUAAGAGCGAUUUUGGACCAGUUUCCAUUGCAGCCUCGUCAAAUCCGAAAAAAGAAGGGCUGGCGUCCCAAAACUAACCCAGUCUAUUACGAAAAAGGUGUACGGACGCACCGACCCCAAUUUUCUCUUUCCCCUUCCCCAUUACACCCGCGGCGGAUGCGCGCGCGGGUUUGGAGAGGAAGGGGAAGGGGAAAAUUGUGGACAGUGCGUCCGAUAGAUGCGUUGCAGCUUUACCAGUGGCCACUAUCAUAAAGGACUACAGCUCACAUAAUUAGAGAGACCAUUUUACAGUGUGAGACGGUAUAACGCUUUCAUUUCGGACGAAAACUCCCUUUGUUUAAAGUGAUAAACCGAAUGACGGCCCUUUUCUUUUUCAACUAAACUUACUGAGGUCUUGCCGCUAACAAAUUUCACUGCCAAGUGUCUUUACUCUUAUAAGCUGAGACGAUUAAUUUUUGGCGAAAAUUUGGGCGAGACCACUGCCCAAGAAUGCAAAAAUUCCAAGUUCCGAUUGAUAUGCGUCGUUUUAAAACGACUUUGCUUUAGCUCCCUAAUGACACACUAACAUGACUGACACGGUAUGAAGUCGACAUUUCUUAAGUCCCAAAUAUCCCGACAGAAAGGUACCUAAAAAUGGACUAAAUCGAUCGAGGUAUAAGUUGGUCUUUUUGCCACUGGAACUUGUGAAUAAAUUCACUUCAGGGAGGCUAAAUCUGUAGGAAUUCGUUAUCAGGGCUUGGAGUUCUGCGAUUAUGACGAAGUCGCUGAAGUCGAAACUAGACUAUGGUCCUUUGCGGGUGACCUUCGACUGACGCGCCAAAGAGGGACUGCUCGAAAGAGUACUUAUACAUAAUCCAACCAAUCGUUCAUCGAAGAUUCUUUUUAACAACAAGCGUCAACUUUUAUCAUGUUCAACGCUGUUGUUUGCCUUAUUUUUGGUAGAGAAGAUGACAAACAAAGUAAGCUAAAGUAUAUGUUUAUAAAAAGUUUCAGAUUGCCUCAACUACCAAAAUUUGACCAACGGUAACAGGAAAGUGUCCCAUGGUUCAUCCCCACUUCUUUGUGAUAAUUCACUCCCACAUGGAUGGUAUCGUUUCCAAGGUAACGCAGGGACAAAAAUGCCUACUUCAUGCAUUGCUCCUCACAAAUGUAGUACCCAUGCCACUGGCUGGCUUAACGGUGCUCAUCUGUCAGUAGAAGAAGGAAAAGUCACCAAAAAGGUUUGCUUCAACUGGCAAUCAAACUGCUGCAGGUGGUCCAUCAAUAUUGAAGUAAUCAACUGCGGAGAUUUCUUCCUGUAUCACUUCAGAGGAACACCCCCGGAACAUUCGUGUCAUCUCCGUUACUGUGGUACAGACUGA
Porites evermanni is the source of this 5171-nucleotide messenger RNA. NCBI's taxonomy places the organism in Eukaryota, Metazoa, Cnidaria, Anthozoa, Scleractinia, Poritidae. The record is from the annotation of a GenBank genome assembly.